Messenger RNA from Seminavis robusta, 677 nucleotides. The record is from the annotation of a GenBank genome assembly. NCBI's taxonomy places the organism in Eukaryota, Bacillariophyta, Bacillariophyceae, Naviculales, Naviculaceae.
GCACAGCAGCGCUGGUCUCGGCAAGAUCCAAGUUGCUGCAUACGAGAAGUUGCUCACAAUUUCACAAGAGUAAGAAUCGAAUCGAAAACACAGAACAACCAGCAAAAGCUCAUUUUUCUUUCCAACCACCAACACCACUUUCAUAAUACUACUAACAACCCAACAAAACAAAAACUAAUAAUCAUGUCCUGCUCUACUACCACUGCUACCAACAACACUCGCAAGGUCCACUUUGCUCUGAAUAACAAUCAAGUACACAACGUGGAACGACUGGUCGCCAGUACGGAUAGCGAAGCCUUGCUGGAACUGUACUAUCAACCGCAAGACUACCUCCAGUUUCGUGCCGAUUUCAAUGUCUACAAAGCCAAGAAACAACAGCGCCGCCGCAGCAGCAAACUGCAACGGCUAAUGGUGACCAAAGUGGGUGGAGGAAUCUCAGCACACCACACUACUCCCACUAUCCUCUCGGCACCACUGCAACCUUCUCAAAUACAAAAGUCCAUGGCAGACCGGGGAUGUGCUCGCAUGGCAUAAUACUGUAAUGAUAACAACUUUCAUUUCAUCAAACAAUCAAACAAACAAACAAAAGCUAAUAAUGGGAUGCAUUGAACUGCUUUCAAUCCAUCACUCAUCAAUUCAUAAUAAUAAGUAAAUUAGAUCAUCAGAACCAAAACUGC